This is a messenger RNA of Saitoella complicata NRRL Y-17804, 3171 nucleotides long. RefSeq names its product DNA replication factor C, large subunit. Bases 31 to 3120 code for a protein of 1029 amino acids. The transcript has 3 exons. The record is from RefSeq and is a predicted model, not a curated record. Gene Ontology annotation, biological process: DNA replication; DNA repair. Gene Ontology annotation, molecular function: DNA binding; ATP binding; ATP hydrolysis activity. Gene Ontology annotation, cellular component: nucleus; DNA replication factor C complex. Lineage: Eukaryota; Fungi; Ascomycota; Saitoellomycetes; Saitoellales; Saitoellaceae.
GAACCAUUCGAAGUGUCCCUCUUCACCGCAAUGGAUAUCCGCUCAUAUUUUGGAGGAAAGUCCUCUGAUCCACCAUCAGCGAAGAAGACUGUGAGUAAGCCUGCAGCAAAGAGCUCGGCAAAGAAGACUGAGGAGAAGGGCAAGGGACGGAAGAAGAGAGUUAUUGAAUCGGACGAGGAAGAGGAAGAAGAGCCGUCACCAAAACCCGUCGCCAAACCUACUCCAAAACCCCAAAAGGCCGAGCCUGAGCUCAAAGCGACAGAUGCCUCGGCAUACUUCGGCUCCAACAAGAUCUCAAAAACAGCCCCAGCUCGUAAGACUAAGCCAGCGGCACCGAAGAAGGCUGUAAAAGACGAGGACGACUUUGAUGACAACAUGUUUGACGACGACAAUCUGAUACGUGAGUUGGAAGAGGAGGAGGAGCGAAGUCAGAGAGAGGCUAGCCAAAAGGCCGCCAGUCAAUCGCAACCUAAGGUCGAGUCGAAGAAGGAGGUCAUCGACUUGGAAGACGACGCGUUUGAGGACGAAGUCGUUUCAAAGCCAAAGAAACGAGCUCCGCCCAAGGAGAUCUUGGAGAUCAAGGAUGAUGACGAGGAUGAGGACAUGGAAGAUGUGAAGCCACCCCCUAAGAAAACCGCAGCCAAGCGUAAGGCGCCUGAGCCCGAGUCGGAUGAGGAGCCUAAGAAGAAGGCAGCUCCUGCAAAGAAGCCACGUACUACUACGAAGAAGGCAGAGCUGGCGGGCGCAGAGCAAUCGGCAGAGGUUCAAGCUAUCCUUGAUUCGAUUCCAUUAACGAAUGCUCCUCCACCACCGGACAGGCCGGCUGACCAGAAGUUCAACUACCAUGCCUUCGCUGCCAGCAAACCCGCCGACGCACCGACCGGUACGACCGAACUCCCCGUUGGUGCGCCAAACUGUCUCGCAGGUCUAUCCUUCUGCUUUACUGGCAUUCUGACAACACUUCCCCGCGAAGAGGGUCAAGAACUUGUCAAGCGUCACGGAGGCAAGGUCGUUACUGCUCCAUCCAGUAAGACUUCCUACGUCGUUCUUGGUGAGAAUGCUGGACCUAAGAAGUUGGAGACCAUUGCGAAGAAUAAGAUCAAGACUAUCGACGAAUAUGGUCUGUUCGAGUUGAUCAAACGACUGCCUGCAAACGGAGGUUCUGGCAAGGCAGCUCAGGAUCACGCGGCCAAGAUGGCAAAGGAAGAGGCAAAGGUCAAGGAGAUUGCUAAGGAGAUGGAGCAACAGGAGAAGGCAAGAAAAGAGGCCGCAGCGGUCAAGUCUGACUCUGCUGGUGAGGCUUCCCCUACUGAAACCACCGACCUGUGGACGACAAAGUACGCACCUACAGCGAUGAAGGACAUUUGCGGAAACAAGGGACACGUGGAUAAGUUACAGAAGUGGUUGCAUGACUGGCAGAAGUACGAGAAGGCAGGAUUCAAGAAGGGUGGUCCAGACGGAUUGGGUUUGUUCCGCUCUGUCAUCAUGUCUGGUCCUCCUGGUAUCGGAAAGACUACCGCAGCGCACUUGGCCGCAAAGCUCGAGGGAUACGACGUUUUGGAGUACAACGCUUCUGACACUCGUUCCCAGAAGCUUAUGCGUGAGGCUUUAGCAGGCGUCAUGGACAACACGUCUCUUUACGGAUACUUCGCCGGUGACGGCAAAGCUGUUCAGAAGGACAAGGGCCGUCUCGUGCUCAUCAUGGAUGAGAUUGAUGGUAUGAGUGGUGGUGACCGUGGUGGUGUUGGGCAGUUGAAGCUCUUGAUGAAGAGUACCAAGAUUCCCAUUAUCUGUAUUUGCAAUGACCGGAAACACCAGAAACUCAAGCCUCUUGACAACACCUCUUUCGAGAUGCCCUUCCGGAAACCUGAUGUCAAUGCCCUGAGGUCGAGGAUUAUGAGUAUCGCUUUCCGUGAGGGAUUGAAAAUCUCUCCACAAGUCGUGGAACAACUCGUCGCGGGCACCAAUGGUGACAUGCGUCAAAUCAUUAACUUGAUGUCAACCUGGCGCCUCAGCAAGACCAACGUCGACUUCGACAGCGCCCAAUCCUCCGUCAAGAGUGCCGAGAAGCACAUCGUCCUCAAACCCUGGGACAUCGUUGGCAAACUUCUGAGCGGUGGUAUGUUCCACCAAUCCUCCACCGCAAGACUCAACGACAAGAUGGAACUCUAUUUCAACGACUUCGAGUUCACACCUCUCAUGAUGCAGGAAAACUACCUCAAAACCACGCCGGACGCAGCACGGAAAGAGACGGACCAACGCAUGCAAAAACUCAAACACCUCGAACUCGUCGAGAAAGCCGCAUCCUCGAUCUCCGACGGUGACUUGUGCGACGCGAUGAUUCACGGUCCACAACAACAAUGGUCACUCCUCCCCGCCCAUGCAAUCUUCUCCUCCGUCCGCCCCGCAUCCUUCGUCGCAGGCUCACGCGCAGAAAUGGGGAAGUCGUCCUAUAACCCAAUGGCAGGCGGUUUCGGGGGUGGAUACUCCUUCACUGCCUGGCUUGGCAACAACUCCAAACAAGGCAAACUGCAGCGUUACCUCCGCGACAUCCAAGCACACAUGCGUCUCCGAACCUCAGGCGACAGAAACGAAAUUCGACAAUCGUACCUUCCCGUCUUGUUCGACCGUCUGCCUGUUCAGCUUGCUAAGAAUGGCGUGGAUGCGAUUGGGGAUGUGAUUCAGCUCAUGGAUGAGUAUUUCUUGAAUAAGGAGCAUUAUGACGAGAUUUUGGAGUUGAGCUUGCCGCCGAAUGAUGGUGAUGCGAUUCUCAAAGAGAUUCCGGCUGCGACUAAAUCGAAGUUCACGCGGGAGUACAACUCCGGCUCACACCCCAUCCCCUUCCACAAGAUUACCUCGACUGUCGGGGCUGGCAAAGUUGGUGGCGGUGGUGGGAAAGCAGAAGCUGAUUCUUUGGAUGUCAUUGAUGAGGAAGCUGAUGAUGCGCCGGUUGUCGAGGAUGAAGUUGCGGAGGAUGAUGACGAUGAUCUGAGUAAGGAUUCAUUGGUUAAGGCGAAGCCCGCUGGGAAAGGGAAGAAGGCCGCUGCGCCGAAGAAGGCAGCGGCUAAGAAGGAGCCGGCCACGAAGAAAGCUCCGGCGAAGAAGGCUGCGAAGAAAUAGUCAUAGAAGGUAGGAAAGGUGGGGUCUUUGGGAUAUCAGUUUUGGCGUAGG